Strongylus vulgaris is the source of this 395-nucleotide messenger RNA. The record is from the annotation of a GenBank genome assembly. NCBI's taxonomy places the organism in Eukaryota, Metazoa, Nematoda, Chromadorea, Rhabditida, Strongylidae.
AUGACAAAAUCGCGCACUUUGCUCUCAUUGUUAAAGUCGUUAUGGCUACGUUCGACUGGACAACCUGGAUGGUGUGACUGCAUUAUUUGCCGAGAUGAGAUGCUUAAUUUACCAGACCCUCUCGGAUUUUCACAGGAUGCUCGCGAGUUUCAGAAGAGAUUACGAAAGAUGCCUAGGACCUACAAAUGCAAACCAUGCAACCCUAGAAGGAGUCGCCGACAUGAGAAGGACGAGGCUUGCAGUAAUACUCCCAACGAGACUCAAGUUGCAGCUUCUACUCACAUAAGUCCUCAUCCUGAUAACCCGUUGCCUCAAACGCCUACACCAAGCAAGACAACAAAAACGGUCAGUUUCUCAGAGCCGCUGGAACAGUACUGUUCACCAGAAAGGUAAGU